This is a messenger RNA of Carcharodon carcharias (great white shark), 2442 nucleotides long. RefSeq names its product iron-sulfur cluster assembly 2 (gene isca2). Gene Ontology annotation, molecular function: iron ion binding; 4 iron, 4 sulfur cluster binding; 2 iron, 2 sulfur cluster binding. Gene Ontology annotation, biological process: iron-sulfur cluster assembly. Gene Ontology annotation, cellular component: mitochondrion. The record is from RefSeq and is a predicted model, not a curated record. The coding region runs from base 34 to 576 and encodes 180 amino acids. Lineage: Eukaryota; Metazoa; Chordata; Chondrichthyes; Lamniformes; Lamnidae. The transcript has 4 exons.
GCGGGGCGAGGUGCCAUAGUUACCGAGAGGAAGAUGAUAGCAACUGGGCUGUUGAGGAAAACCCUGUUGUCAACUGCCGUUCAGCUUUGCUGGAGGAGGGUGCCAUGUUUGACCAUUUCUUUACAGAGCCGGCCUGUGUUAUUGGCUGGCAAAAUUCGCAUCUUAGCCCACCGGGAAUUACUAGCUUUGCGAGUAACUGGACGGUGUGUCUCAGCUGGUCAAGAAACUGAAUCAAACUCUGGUGCAUCCCAGGACACCCUGUUCCUCAGUGAUAGCUGUGUUAAGCGCCUAAAACAGAUUUUGGAAAAGGAUGAACUCCUGAGGGUACAAGUGGAAGGAGGUGGCUGUUCAGGUUUCCAGUACAAAUUCACACUGGAUAAAACAAUAGAGGCAGAUGACAGGGUCUUCGAACAGGAUGGAGUUUGCCUUGUCGUUGACUCUGACAGUCUGGAGUACCUGAAAGGAGGGACGGUGGAUUACAGUGAGGAACUAAUCCGUAGCUCAUUUCAAGUGAUACACAAUCCACGGGCUGAACAUGGAUGUUCUUGUGGGAGCUCCUUUUCUAUCAAACUUUAAAGUGAGACCCCUUAUGUAGCAGUUUGUUUUCAGUUUUCUAUUUCAGAAAAUUGCUGCUUAAUGCUAGACUGGCCUGGAGAAGAGACAGCUAAGCUUAAAACUAAAUGGUGUGACCUUGUAGCCUUGUCGAGAAUUACAAAGAGAACAAAUUUUAAGAAAACACUGGAGUUGCAUUAUUUAUGCUAUAUAGUGUGAUACUGCCAAAUGUUUUGAAACAAAAUGUGCCAGUAAUAGCAAGAGUUGUACAAAUGUUUUCUUAACAUGAUAUCUUUUUGACUAUUGUAAUAAUUUGGGAGAUUAGUGAAGGAAUUAAAUAAUUGAAUCUAAAUGUGUCUCCCCACAAGAAAGACAGGAAAAGUAUAUGGAGUAUUUCUUAUAUGAAGAACAAUAUCUAGCAUAGUGCCUAUGUGCUUCUUGGAGACCUGACAAGGGUGGAAGUGACCCACUGUCAGAUUUGUGCCCAUCUCUAACUGCUUGAACAUGUAUCUGCAUUUUUCUCUUUGGUGCUCAAGCCCAAGUAAAAUAUUCUAACAGCCACAAUCUAUCUUUGUGGUUAGGUUUAAGUACUGAGUUGGGACUCCUCAGCUCACUCUUAUAGACCUCUCUGUUCUGUCGUUAAUAUUAGAACGUUGUAGAAACCUGGUAAGUUUCAAACGUUUUAAUUUUAAAAUUAUCAUUCAAUCAGCUUUCACCCUUUCAAGCAGUGCAUUCCAAAUCUUAGCAACUCACUGCAGGAAAACAGCUAGCCUUGUAGUUCCCCUCUGGUUCUUUUGGCAAUUAUUCUGGUUACUGACCUUUUGCAAGUGGAAAUAGUUUCUCCCUAUUUAUCAAAACCCCUAAUAAUUUUGAACGCUUUUAUUAAAUCUCCUCAAAACAUUCUCUUCUCUUUGAGGAGCAAGCCCAGCUUCUCUAGUCUCACUUGUGUACUAGAACCUGUCAGAUCUCAUGACCAUUUGCUUCCUGUUUUAAGUUAGUGACUCUAAUCUGCAUUCAGUCAUGUGCACCAAGUCAAUUGCACUGCAGCAGAAGUUUUUCACAAGGUCCUAAGGUUGAUACUGGUGCAGAGUCUGAGAAACAUUUCUUCUCAGUUACUUCUCCUUUCUCCAACACUGUCUGAUGUGGCCUGCCUAAAUUGCAUAGUGUAAAAAAAAAUUUGGUGUGAAUACCUUUGAGUAACUUCAUUGUUACUUAAUAAAACUCUUUGUUAAUUUGUGAAAUAGAUUGUGAGCUGACUUGUCCAGUAUGGCUAUGCCAUUGCCAGAACUCUGCAUGAUGCUAAUUCGUACAGACAGAAGAAUGUGAAGCUUUGAAGCUUGGACAGCUACCUUGACACCAGCAGUUUUCAUCACUAAGGAAGUGCUAUUUGAGGGAAACUUGUCUUUGUUUUUUAUUAUCUAUACCUCUGUUUCCUAUUCUCAGGUAGUUGGAAGAUUUGGUUAUAGUCUAAUACAGAGCAGCAAUCUGCUGUGUAUAGAAUCCUGAGCUCAAUAACGUACCCUACACUGGGUUGGCUUAUAUGAAAUUUAAUUGAGAAUAGUUUCUGGGAUAUUAAGAAUGGCAAAGAGCAUAUUUAUAGGUCUCAAUUUGAUGAAACCAAUUUCUGUCCGUGUUUUCCAUAAACCUUUUUACUUGACAGCAUUUUAAAACUUUUUUUCCUACAGUUUUUAAAAUGCCCCUUUUUUUUCUUGUGCCUCAGCUUUUUUCUUAUUUGAUCCUUAAAAUGGCCCUUGGCCUUUAUUUAGUGCUGGCCAGGAACCGUGUAAUCAACCUGUAGUUUUUCCUGUCACUUGAGUGUCCCCUAGUGGUGUAUGAUACAAGAGCUUGCAUUUAUACAGCACCUUUGAUACAUUAAAAUAUCCCAAGGAA